Symsagittifera roscoffensis is the source of this 1055-nucleotide messenger RNA. Its product is annotated as replication protein A 32 kDa subunit-B-like. Gene Ontology annotation, cellular component: chromosome, telomeric region; nucleus; site of double-strand break. Lineage: Eukaryota; Metazoa; Xenacoelomorpha; Acoela; Convolutidae. Gene Ontology annotation, molecular function: single-stranded DNA binding. Gene Ontology annotation, biological process: DNA replication; nucleotide-excision repair; double-strand break repair via homologous recombination. The record is from RefSeq and is a predicted model, not a curated record. The transcript has 2 exons. The coding region runs from base 44 to 868 and encodes 274 amino acids.
ACUGCAGUUGUGAAAACAAAUUUUCAGAUAUCUUUGAUUUAUCAUGUGGGGCGACUAUGACGGAACUGGAGGCGGUGGAUUCAUCCAGUCAGACAACGCCUCUGCUUCAAACAACCAAUCAGGGGCCAAGAAAGGAACCAGCACAUCUCUGAUUCCCUGUGCGGUGAGUCACGUGCUGAUGGCCGCCCCAGGGGGAGCCGACACCGCUCAGGCGGGGGGACUAGUAGUGAAUGAUGUGGAACUUCACACUGUAUGCGUCUGUGGAAUUGUGCGCAAGAUAGAGGUUGCGAAUACGAACAUAACUUACGUCAUCGACGACUACACGGCGCCUCCGAUUGAGAUCAAACAGUGGGUAGACCCGAACGAAGACGAUCUCGACAAUCUCGGAAUCCGAGAGAACGACUACGUGCGAGUAUUCGGAUCAGUCCGCUCGUUCAAAGGCGUGCGAAACAUUGUCUCGUUUAAAAUCGAACGCCUUCAGGAUAUGAACGAAAUGACGUUGCAUCUUAUUGAAACGAUGCAUGCUCAUUUGGCCAUUCAGAAACGACAUUUGGGAGGCGUGGCUACGGCGGGAGGUAGUUAUUCGUACACUGCCAAUUCGUCGUCAACUUACCACACGCCGAUGGAUACGGGCAGUGGAAUGGGCGCGAUACCCGAUCAAGGUCUGUCAGGUAUUCAAAAGCAAGUGUAUGAGAUAAUAACUGCGUAUAAAAACGAACUGGGAAUAUCAACCAGUGAGAUCAAAGCGGUCUUACCAUCAGCAUCCCAUAAUGAUGUGAAGAAGGCCAUUGAUUUUCUGUCCGAUGAAGGUCAUAUUUAUUCGACGAUUGACGAAGACCACUUUAAAUCUACAAGUGCCGAAUGCUGAACUGUUUUAAUAUGCUUUGUUUGGGUUUCGAUGGCCCGAAAAAAUGAGUUUUGCAUUUUGUAGUCUUAAAUUGAAACUUAUGUCGAUAUUUUGAUCGUUUUGUACUGCAGUGUGAAAUUUUGCAAUCAGUUUGAUUUGUAUUUGAUAAUUGAAGUUUCGCUGGAUGUUAAUUUAUUAUUUCAGUUGG